Python bivittatus (Burmese python) is the source of this 2720-nucleotide messenger RNA. RefSeq names its product arrestin domain containing 2 (gene ARRDC2). Gene Ontology annotation, biological process: protein transport. The record is from RefSeq and is a predicted model, not a curated record. NCBI's taxonomy places the organism in Eukaryota, Metazoa, Chordata, Lepidosauria, Squamata, Pythonidae. Gene Ontology annotation, cellular component: plasma membrane; cytoplasm.
UCAACAGGAAAGAGAAGCGGCAGCCAGUCGCCUUGUGUGAUGGCAGACGGUGGCUGCUGGCAAAGCCCCGGUCUUCCCUCUCCAAAGCCCAGGCCCUCCCAUUCUGCCCCACACCUGCAAGCCUGACGGCCUGCUCUGACCCAGACAUCAGUGCUGCUGGGGAGCACAGCUUAGGGCCAAGCGCUGGAGAGCAGCUGCGCCCGAAAGCCGCCCUUCGAGCAUCGCGCUCCCACUUUCCGGAGCGGGCUCCAACCCGUCCCGCUCUCCAGCGGCUCCCUGGGCGGACCUGCAGCCCAAACAUGCAGCACUUCAGCAGGAUACGUGCUUUUGCGCUGGAGCUGGACGCCGGCCGGGGUCCUGGAGUCGCGUACCGGGGAGGAGAGCUUCUUUCCGGGCGAGUGGUGGUGGAGGUGGCCAAAGGACUGAAAGUGAGAGCCCUGGCGGUGUGCGCGCGGGGUCUGGCCGCUACCCACUGGCUGGAGAGCAAGAGCAUUGGCAUGAACACGGUCUACAGCGACUACACUGCCUACGAGACCUACCUGCGAAGACGGCAGCACCUGAUUAGAGACAAUGGAGAUGUCACGGUCCUUCAGGCAGGAAGGCAUGAAUUCCCCUUCACUUUCCAGCUCCCAGGGACCUUGGCCACCUCCUUUGAAGGAAAGCAUGGCAGCGUCCGCUACUGGGUGAAGGCCAAGUUACACCGGCCUUGGUCUUCAGUCAAAAGAGCCAAGAAGGAGUUUACAGUGAUUGAACCCAUCGAUAUCAACACGCCAGCAUUACUGGCUCCUCAGGCUGGUGCCAAAGAGAAGCUGGCGCGAGCGUGGUACUGUAACCGUGGCCAGGUUUCGGUCUCAGCCAAAAUUGAUCGGAAAGGCUACACACCAGGUGAGGUCAUCCCCAUCUUUGCUGAAAUUGACAACUGCACCACCCGUACUGUGGUACCAAAGGCUGCCAUCAUCCAGACACAGACAUUCAUUGCCCGAGGCACUAAAAAACAGAAAAAAUCAGUGGUGGCAAGCAUGGUGGGAGACUCCAUUGCAGCAGGGAAGAGAGAGGUGUGGCAUGGCCGUGCUCUAAAGAUCCCACCGGUUGGGCCCUCCAUCCUGCAGUGUCGCAUCAUCCAUGUUGAAUAUGCACUGAAGGUCUGCAUUGACAUCCCAGGGACUUCCAAGCUGCUCCUGGAGUUGCCGCUAGUCAUAGGCACAAUCCCCCUGCAUCCGUUUGGCAGCCGCACUUCGAGCAUCAGCAGCCAGUACAGCGUCAGUAUGGAUUGGCUGCAGAUGGGGAUCUCUGAGCAGCCUGAGGCUCCUCCAGAGUACUCUUCUAUAGUGUCUGGUGAAGAAACCAUUGAGAACUUGUCCCCUCCUUCUCAGGAUGAGUCUCCUACCUUACUUGAAGGACCUUUCUUUGCCUACAUCCAAGAAUUUCGUUUCCGGCCGCCUCCUCUCUACUCAGAGGUGGACCCCAACCCUCCAUCUGACAACAGCAUCCGUCCACGCUGUAUGACUUGCUGAAGGAAGCACUCCUGACUUGAGAUCAAGGGAAAUCAUUUACAAGAGAGAUGACCACAAUGGAAGCACGGUGGGGGUGAAGAACAGGCGUUUGCCCCAGAAGAAAUGCAGGUGCCCACUCUUAGAUGGUGCCCUACACUGAAUGCCUUCACCGGACUCUCUCCGUAACCGACAGAGCUUGUCCAGGCUAGAUCAGCGCUGGUGAUGAAGAAAGAGAAGAGAGCUCUUCCUCAGCUCAUGAGUGGUGACUGUUUAAGAUCAACACAAAAGCAUUUGAACUCUAGACCAAUCUCUUGCUUUUCUUGGGUACAUUUAAGUAUGUCCUCCCUAGACCUACACGGUGGGUUUUUAUUCUGUAGACUGAAGCGGCAGAACCCAUUCAACCUGCCAGUCUGAGGAAACAUUUCUGCUCCAUUGCCUAAGAUUCCAUAUAUGUCUUCAAGACGGAAGUUAGCUAAAAGAAUUCCUGCCUUAUGACUCAGUGUCAUUAUUAGCACUUCUGACAUUUUUGGAUUGCCCAGUUUCAUUUCGCUUUUAAGUCUCGUUCGACAAGCAGAUACGGGAAUGGUCAAGGAUUGAGUGGGCAAGAGCCCCAGUCGAAAAGUUGUAGAUAGUUGUGUAAGAGGCAGAAGGGGAGUACAUCUUUUUUCCCCUUACAUCAGGGAGUGAUUUGUUUUUGCUUAUUGCAAUGUAAUUGUAAUUGUACUGGGUGUGAAUGGGAUUAUGGUGGUUGCAAUAGGUGAUUAAUUUGCAAUUUCAGUUACGUUGGGUCUAAAUUCUCAAGACGAACACUUUGAGAUAGAGGACAGAAUUUAGGAGAAAAAAAUUGUAAUGUUGGUUGUAUGCAUUCAACAGAAAUGCAGAAUAGAAAUAGAUUGUAUGAGAAGUUGGUGGGAGCGUGCUUUUCCCCAUUUCAAAAUGGGUCUUAAUUAGACUCCCAAGUCGGGAGGGGGGGGAGGGAGUGAAUCAUCCCUCUCAGAUGCAUUCCACAUGCUUCUAAGCAUGUAAACAUCCUGCUUCUGCCCUAUGUAGGGCUGGUGGCCUUGUUUUGUACCUCUUUUCUGUUCUACUCUGGUUUGAUACAGACAUAAACCUAUUUCUAGGUUCACAUUUUAUAAACUGGUUGCCUUUCACUUUGAAAACUAUGUGUGUUUCUCAGCAUUCCUAGUUUUGUACAAGUGCUGCAAUUAAAUUAAUCACACUUUUUAA